AUGCUGGGCGGGUGUUUCUGUCUGCGUUGGCCGCGGCGGCGUCGAUGUCGGGAGAGGCGGGGGCCGCCGGCGCGGGCCGGCCUCUGCGCGAAUGCGGCCGUGGGAUCGGCGGCGAUUGGCGAAAAGGUGCAGCUCGGAUCGGACGGGAUUCGAGAUGUUGGGGAGGAGUCGGUCGGCCGGGGGAUGGCCGUGAGCAAUUCGGGGCUGUUGGAGAGGACGUGUUGGCGAUGGAUUGUUUUUAUUGGUGUGGUGGAAGAAGGCAACAGCUGCAAGUAUUUGUGGUGGUUGGGAGUGGGGUCUGAGGGGCGGGAAGUGGUGAAAAAAGCUGCGUUUUGGGGAAUGGAGCAAGGCGGGGAUUGGAGGCCGCUGCCGGCGGGGCAAUGGCCCGUCCCCGCAGUGGCGGUGGUUUCGGGAUGCGCUCUCGGGUGUUGGGCGCGUUGGGCGUGA
Molecule: messenger RNA, 447 nt
Organism: Ostreobium quekettii
Lineage: Eukaryota; Viridiplantae; Chlorophyta; Ulvophyceae; Bryopsidales; Ostreobiaceae
Source: the annotation of a GenBank genome assembly